Molecule: messenger RNA, 3007 nt
Organism: Puntigrus tetrazona (Sumatra barb)
Lineage: Eukaryota; Metazoa; Chordata; Actinopteri; Cypriniformes; Cyprinidae
Gene: slc6a7
Product: solute carrier family 6 member 7
Exons: 15
Coding region: 462-2435 (657 amino acids)
Biological process (GO): sodium ion transmembrane transport
Cellular component (GO): membrane
Molecular function (GO): L-proline transmembrane transporter activity
Source: RefSeq, a predicted model, not a curated record
UAGUGAACAUGGUGAAGUGGCUUCCUGUUGCAAUGAGACCAAUUCGCUUCGCACAGCGAGAUGUUUGAAAACAGACGAAGUUUUUUUUUUUGCUAGGCUGAAAUAAAGCUUUUUAACGUUUGAUGUCACGUUAGCCUAAACCGGCGUGCAGAAACGGGACUCAAAGAAAGACAGAGACAGACCGAAACCUAAAUACGUAGUGAUAAAUAUUAAAAUGAUGGAGGAAGGGAAUGACCAGCAGUGCCAUUAGGAGGAGCAUUACGGGUUUACCUGCAGGAAGGUGAGAGCACUGUGUGCGGAAUACACCCUUCACCGACUGUUCUCCCUCCCCCAACCAACAACAUGGAUCGUCGCAGUCCACCUGCGCUUUUUAUUCGAGGUUACGCCGUUUUAUUCUAACGCCAUCUAUGUAAGGACUCUAAAACUUUACAGCCUGUCCUUAAAGUCGACCAGGAGUUUCGAUGAAACCAUUAAGCGAACAAUGUAGCGAGCAUCUGAAGAAAAGCGCUGGGGAGAUGCAGAGUGAGGAGACGAAAACGGCACCUGGAAACGGUGUGACUGCUACGAGAGAGAGUCCAGGACAGCAGAACGGGAUCGCGUCUUCUGAUGUCUCCAGCCCUGUGUCCCAGACUCGAGCCGAGCACCAGCCUCCAUCCUCUACACCAGCUCCUUCUGCUCAGCCUCCCAGAGAGCAGUGGGGCGGCAAAUAUGAAUUCCUGCUGUCCUGUAUUGGCUACUGUGUGGGCCUGGGAAAUGUCUGGAGGUUCCCAUACCUCUGCUACCGAAACGGAGGAGGCGUGUUUCUCAUCCCGUACUUCAUCAUGCUCUUCUUCACGGGAAUGCCGCUCUUCCUCAUGGAGCUCAGCCUGGGCCAGUAUGGGGCCGCGGGUCCCAUCACCGUCUGGAAGUGCUGUCCCCUCCUCAAAGGGAUUGGCAUAGGGAUGCUGUGUGUGUCCAUUCUUGUGUGUCUCUAUUAUAACGUCAUUAUCGCUUGGACGUUCUACUACCUGGGCAGUUCUUUCCAGAGCCCUCUUCCUUGGUCAUGUGACGCCCUUCAGAACAUUCCCUUUUGUCGAAACAAAACUAACAUCACCCAAAGUCCCUCUGAGGUAUUCUGGAAUGAAAAGGUUCUGGGUGUAGUGCACAGUGAAGGGCUGCAUGAUCCUGGUCCAGUGCGUUGGCCUCUAGCUCUGUGUUUGCUGGCUGCCUGGGUCGUCAUUUUCCUUUGCAUGCUCAAGGGCAUUCGCAGCUCUGGCAAGGUGGUGUACGUGACCGCCACCUUCCCUUAUUUUGUGCUGGUGGUCCUCAUUAUCAGAGGGGCCACUCUUGAGGGCUCCUUAGACGGCGUCGCCUUCUACCUCACUCCAAACUGGGUCCAUUUGGCCAAUGCACAGGUUUGGAAUGAUGCUGCGUCGCAGAUCUUUUAUUCGUUGGGUAUUGGAGUCGGUGGUCUCCUGUCAAUGGCGUCUUACAAUAAAUUUGACAAUAAUGUCAUCAGAGAUACUAUAAUCAUCACCAUAGGGAACUGUGGGACCAGCUUUUUCGCAGGCUUUGCCAUUUUCUCUAUUUUGGGUCAUAUGGCUUGGAGGAAGGGCGUGCCUGUGGGUCAGGUGGCAGACUCAGGUCCUGGUCUGGCAUUUGUUGCCUACCCAGAAGCCCUGGCUCUUCUCCCUGGAUCAGUGUUUUGGUCCAUUCUGUUUUUUCUCAUGCUUUUUAUGCUGGGAGUGGAUACUCUGUUUGGUAACAUGGAGGGGAUCUGUACAGCUGUUCUGGAUGAGUUUCCUCAGCUCAGAUCCAAUCUGAAGCUCAAGACGCUGUUCCUGGCGCUGCUCUGUUUCGCCUUUUAUCUCAUGGGCCUGCUGCUCAUCACCGAUGGUGGGAUAUACUGGUUCACGCUCAUAGAUUCUUUCAGCACAAGCUUUGGCCUCAUCAUCAUUACUCUCUUCAUGUGUAUUGGCAUCUCAUUCUUUUAUGGGGUGAACCAGUUUUGUCAGGACAUUGUGGACAUGAUCUGUCGCUGUCCUCCCUGGUGCACAAAACUGCUGUUUUACUUCAAAGCCUGCUGGGUGGUUUUCACCCCCUUCCUGCUAACGUUCAUCCUGACCUACAUCUUCAUCGAGAUGUACCGUACGUCUCUGCGCUAUGGCAACUAUGUGUUCCCGACUUGGGGCAAAGCGUUGGGUGUAUGUAUGGGAGCCUUCUGCUGUCUGCAGAUCCUCAUCUGGGCCAUAGUGGCCGUCAGUAAAGAGUCCGGCACUCUUAAAGAUCGUUUCAAGAAAUCCAUCCGUCCCCUUAAUUCCUGGCGCGUUAACAACAUAAACACGACCUCUCAGGAGCAGCACGUGGAGCCUCAGCAAGUGGAGGGACCCUUCACAGUUAACCUGACUGAAGCAGACUUCACUGCCAUGAACUGGGAGGCCAUCAGCGAGGCGUAAACCCUGCCCCAAGUGUUGGGAGGUCAGAACUACACCAUCUUAAAAAGGACAAGCACUGGUGAGGACUGCGCACUCCUCCUCACCAGUCCAGCUGGACUGAAGCGAACAUUUAAAUGAUUGUAUAAAUUACAUUUAAUACAAUCUAUUAUUUUUUUUAUUUAUGCUGCUUUACUCGUUUGACAUAGCACGGGGGCCUAAAGCCAAAGCAAAAGACCAAGAAGCACAAAAGAUUUGGGUUCUUUGGUUGAAUUCAUGAUGUCCCAAGGAUUCCGUUUCAUGCCAUUCAUCAGGCCAUGAUGUCAUGUUCAACAAGUCUAUUCAUCAAAGAGUGUAUAGGCUUAAAAGGGAAAAGACCUAGUCACAUGAUCUGCUUUUCAUUCACAAGAGCCAGGUCAAUGCCUUUAGGAGACAUUUUUUAACAAAACAGAACUUAUUCGAAAUGGUAACCAUUCAUGUGAAUAAAAUAAAAUGUAGUAAAAUAGCUAUUUUAAAGUCUCUUUAGAAUGUUCAGAUAUGCCGCAUAGAAACGUAACCUUUUUAAAAUGCAAAUAAAAUGGCAAUGAUUCCAUGAA